AUGGGGGAAGCUACAGCGGCCGAGGACACAGGAUCAACGGGAGUCAACGACAGGAAGAACCCGUCCAGCGAGGUGAGCGAGAUUAAUUCGUCAGAGGCGGAGACAGAUAGGAUGGACAGCGUCGAAGAGAGCAGGCUCGCGAAGCUUGCUGAAACAAACAAGCAGGAAGAAGACGAGAAACUCAGCGGCGAGGAGGAAGACGCGGGAGAACAGGCCGAAGAAGAGUCGGGAAUGGAGGAAGACCAAGACACAGGCGAGGACAAGGAGGAGCGCAAUAGCCAGAAAGAAGGGGAAGAGGAGAAAGCCAAAGAACACAUCAGGUUAAAUGCCUUGGAAGAGAUAAAGAAUAUUGAGAUUGAGUUUGCGCUGUUGAAAGACAAACUGUAUGAGACACAGAUGAACAAGCUGUUAUUUGAGCUGGAACUCUGCAAUUCGAACAAGCACCCAGACUUCAUCAACUACUCCAACAUGAUCGAGAAUAACUUCCAGGCCAAAGUUGCGCGAUACGUGAACCUGCAAAAAUACAAGCUUAAAUGCCUGGACAACCAGACGCGAGCUACACGAGUGGCGAUACACCAGCAGUUCAUCAAGUGCUGUCAGGACCUGAAGAACGAAGAGAUUACGAACAUAACGUCGAACUGGUACGAGAUCAACAAGGAACGACGGGCCAUGGACAACAUCACUUUGAACCUACCGGACUAUUACCAAUACAACGGAGACAUCACUGCUGCAAACGUGAAUUCGCAGAGCGCAAUAAACCGGCUGGUGGUUCAAAGAAACGCACUUUACCACGAGCUCAGCAGCUUGAAGGGCAUAGAAAAAUACACUGGAGGAUUCCCAAGCUCGCUGAACGACCUGAAAAGCUGUACGGGUGAGGAGGCCCAGCAGGAUCUCAAAGAGAUGAACCUGGUAUGA
Ogataea angusta is the source of this 915-nucleotide messenger RNA. RefSeq lists its product as uncharacterized. Bases 1 to 915 code for a protein of 304 amino acids. Gene Ontology annotation, molecular function: histone deacetylase binding. Gene Ontology annotation, cellular component: Sin3-type complex. Lineage: Eukaryota; Fungi; Ascomycota; Pichiomycetes; Pichiales; Pichiaceae. The record is from RefSeq and is a predicted model, not a curated record. The transcript has a single exon. Gene Ontology annotation, biological process: negative regulation of transcription by RNA polymerase II.